GUAGUACAAUAUACUUUCUGAUCUGCUACAAUUGGCGGUCAAUUAGCAACGCGUACGUGGUAUAGGUAUGUUAUCGACAUACUAUAUGUCGAUGGUAUAAUGUACGAUCUACCGCGGCUUCUGCUCUUCUGUUCCAACAUAUGCAGCGGUUCUCCAUGGAUGUAUGGUGUUCUUAUUCGAAAAAGGCGUCAUCGGCAGGAUACGUGACAUAUUAAACAUAAACCACAGCGUAAUAACAUGAGUCAUUUCUGAUAAAAUUUCCUGGAAUUCCGUGUCAGUUGAAUGUCAUGGUAUGUCAAGUCGCUAUUGACAAUGAGAUCUAAAACGUCUAAGGAUCAGAGUUUUCUGGAAUCCUACCCUGUUCAAGAUGACAACGCUUGAUGCUGAACGGAAAUAUAGGCUGCCAAUAGUAACCUCAAACUUGCUUAAUAUACAAGUGUUGAAGAGGAUUGAUAAUGAUUUAGACAUUUACGAGAAAGUCCAUUGUGUGUUUUUGAUGAUUGAACACUACCAGACGGGUUACCAAACCUUUCUGGAUGCUGUGGAUGAAAGAAUUCCUAGCAUAUCACGGUUUGUGGUCGAAAACAACGUGACGGAUUGGCCCGACAAGGUCAUGGAAGCGUUAUGCCUUCUACAGAAUAACGAAGUUCUUUUAAAGUUAGGCGUGAAUCCUGACGACGCGCAAACUUUUUUUCAUGCAAACAUAACAAGAAUGUCUUGUAAAAUUAAUAAGUAUGCUAAAUCUUUUUAUAACUUGUUUGAAAAUCUUUCAAAAGACGAUGCUGUCAAACUCCAGCAGCGCAUAUAUCAACAAAUAGAUCCACCCAGGUGCAGUGCUUGGAUGGUUGAAAAUUUUCUAGAAAUACACUUGCUAUGGUGGAUUAAAAAGGGGUUAAUCACCAUUUCUGGAGAUAAUUGGGAAUUGUUACGGAUAUUAGAAAUCUUAAAACUGCUGAAUAUGUCGAGUAGUAGUGCCUACCUAGCAUUACAAAUGUAUGAGGAAGAAAGGAAAAAAAACCUAUGUGUUCACGAUCAAUUAGAUAUCAAUCGUGGUUCAUCAAAUCUAAAGACGAAUUCAUAUGUAAUAAAUAAAGGCCUGGCCAUAAUUUUCAACCAAAUGCAGUUCACUGGUCCUAUAGAAUAUGAGUAUAGAGAAGGCUCACAGGUGGACUGUGACAGAAUAGAAGAAGUGUUCAAAAAUACAUUUGGAUUUGACACACACGUGUACCUUGACUUGUCCAGAGACGAAAUCUACCAAACCCUGGAUGAGAAAUUAUAUGACGCCAAAGAAAAAUAUGACUGUGUUGCAGUCUUUAUUUUGUCUCAUGGCACAUCUGGACACAUAAUCGCAUCUGAUGGUAAGAGCUGUACCAUAGAAAAAAUUAAAAAACACAUUUGCAUCGAUGCUUUACAAACUAAACCAAAAAUUCUAGUUAUCCAGGCAUGCCAAACAAUCGAAGAUAUCAAGCUCGAUGGCCAAACAUAUUCACGAAACAAGGUUGACAACAAUCGCGACUUCAUUCUAUUAUGUUCAACGAUAUCGGGUCAACCAUCAGCCAGGCACCCACGUGACGGCACUUGGUACAUUCAAGUUCUCUGCGACGUACUGGAAAAUAUGCGGGGUAAAUGUAUCGGAGGCGAAAUCCCUAUAGAAGUGCAGAGACGAUUUGAUGAAAAAGAGGGUAUUAUUAAUAAAAAUUUGUACAGGCAGGUACCGAAUGUAAUGUGCCAGACGCUCAGCAAAAAAUUGAUUCUCCCGUAUAAUCCAACAGCUCCCAGCAAUUGAAAAACAGGACAAGCGUUUUCAAGCAUUGAUGAAAUUAAACUGUCCGUAAUUAGAUAUAGCGAUAACGUGUGUAUCAUACUUAUACACGAUGACAUGAUCAAAUAAGAAUUUCAAGUUAUUUUAUAUAUUCGAUUAAGUUUUCAUUUGUUUUCGUACUAAGUAUUUAUUUGCAUGUUUACGAAUCGUUAACGUCUGUUUUUAAACAAUAAAUCCGCAUGGUAAAACUCA
This is a messenger RNA of Neodiprion fabricii, 2014 nucleotides long. It is a transcript of the gene Dredd, whose product is annotated as caspase-7-like. NCBI's taxonomy places the organism in Eukaryota, Metazoa, Arthropoda, Insecta, Hymenoptera, Diprionidae. Gene Ontology annotation, biological process: proteolysis. The record is from RefSeq and is a predicted model, not a curated record. The transcript is spliced from 8 exons. Gene Ontology annotation, molecular function: cysteine-type endopeptidase activity. Bases 368 to 1786 code for a protein of 472 amino acids.